This is a messenger RNA of Spathaspora passalidarum NRRL Y-27907, 1083 nucleotides long. RefSeq lists its product as uncharacterized. Bases 1 to 849 code for a protein of 282 amino acids. The record is from RefSeq and is a predicted model, not a curated record. NCBI's taxonomy places the organism in Eukaryota, Fungi, Ascomycota, Pichiomycetes, Serinales, Debaryomycetaceae. The transcript has a single exon.
AUGAAGUAUAUUUAUAUUUUGUCUUUCGCUAUUUUAUCCUCAGGAUUAGUCAUUCAGAAGAGAGCUGAUUGUAUGAUUAGUUGUUCGGCUCAAGCAGAAGCUGACACACCUGUCUGUGGUGAGCUCACCGGAGAAGAAUAUGAUGCUUGUAUUUGUGCCCAAGAUCAUCAGUAUUGGGAAAAUAUUUGGACUUGUGUUGUUGGUUUAUGUCCUGAAUAUUCUGCAGACUUGGAUUUAAAUGGUGCAGAAGCUAAGGCUAAGGUUUGUGCUGCUCCUCCAGAACCACAACCCGAAACAACAGCAACAGAGGCUGAAACAACAGCACCAGAGGUUGAACCCCCUGCAACCACCAAUGCUGAAACAGAAUCUUCGGAGGAACCUAAGCCAGAGGACCCCACAGAUGUACCAACUGAAACAGGAACAGAACAACCAGCUGAAACAGGAACAGAACCACCAGCUGAAACAGGAACAGAACAAGGAACAGAGCAGCCUACUGAAAGUGCUACUGAAACUGGUGCUGCCACUGAAACUGGUGCUGCCACCAAUACUGAUGCCCCUGAAACAACUACUGUCACUGAGGAAUGUUCUUCCGUCGAAUGUGCAGAAGAAACAUCUGUAUCUGAAUCAAAAUCUGUGGUUACUAUCACUGAAUCAUGUACCGAAUCUCAAGUAUGUACCAAGACUGUGACUAUAUGUGAGGGUAAACCAUGCCCUACUACAAAGCCAGAGGAACCAACUAAACCUACUCCUACUACCAAACCAACUGUUGCACCUACAGAAGUCCCUAAUGGUGCUGCUAUCGCUGGUGUCGGAUCAAUAAUGUACUUGUUGGUUGCUGCAAUUUUGUGAGUUGGAUAAAUUUAUACUUCAGGAAAGUGUUUAUACGUUCUUUAUACAAAGGUUUGAGAUGGUACAUUUAGUGAAUUUUCGAGCACUAUCUUAAUUUUCUAGCUUCUUUUUAUGUUCUUGUUUUUUUAAAUUACUAUGAUUUACUCUUAUAUAAUAACGCCAUGGUGUUUUUGUAUAGUAACAUUAUUUUAAUUGUUAUGAAUCUAGUUUUAAUAAAUUUUUUUGUCUUUAAAA